Meloidogyne enterolobii is the source of this 1723-nucleotide messenger RNA. The record is from the annotation of a GenBank genome assembly. Lineage: Eukaryota; Metazoa; Nematoda; Chromadorea; Rhabditida; Meloidogynidae.
CAGUGGUGAAUAAUGCCUGAAAUAAUUCAAUAAACGCAAAAAUACCCCUAAAAUACCCCCAAAAUACGAAAAAGUAAUAAAUACACAGUACUGAUCAAGUUUGAAACAGACAAUAAGUCUUAUAAGUAGAGCCCGGAAUUUUGUAUCGUACCGUAUAAUACUACCGUAUAAUACCGAUACAGAUAAAUGCCGAUGAAUUUCAAAAUUAUAAUUCCAUAUAAUCUGUAUUACCGAUACGGAAUACCGAUAGAUACCGGUUUCACAAAAUCUAUACAGUACUCACAACAAUAAAUUUUUUAUUUCUGCGUUUUUAUGUUUUGCCUUUGUUUAGAUUUUUGGCCAUGCGUUUUGCGUUUUUUUGAAAUUAUUCCUUACGCCCUUCCCUGUUCAGUUUGACCGGUUAGCCAAUCUUUUUUGCUUUUCAAAAGCUUUUUGUAUAAUUAUUGAACUUCGUUUUUACACUUAGUAUAGUAUUAUGAAGCGUUAUCGAAACUUCUUUACUUCUUUUCGUGGUCGAUUUCUGCUGCCUUUAAUUUUAAUAAAUAUAUUUAUUUUUAUCACUUUUUUCUAUUCAUUUUUCUCUUCACGCCCACAACAACUAGUUGAACGUCAAAAUAUUGAACUCUCCUCACAACCAGCUCGUCUAAAAGAACCAAUUUCUAAACCAUUAAUUCUUAUGUGGACUAAUAUCUUUCGUCUACAAACAAUGCAACUGGACUCGGAUUGCCCUCUAGCUUCACUUUGUGAAUUAACUUAUAAUCGUUCCUUUCUUCCAAAGUCUUCAGCUGUCGUUUUCCAUAUUCCUGACAUUAGUUGGAAUUACUCACGGGGUAUACCUACAGUGCCUGAUCUGCCAAAUCAAUCCGCAAGCGAACAAAGAGUAAAUGUUUUUCUAUCCCACGAAAAUCCAACAAUACUCAGAACGAUGUAUAUGUCUGGAGCUUUAUCUAGACAUGUUCACAAUUUUUUCCAUUGGGCCAUGACCUAUCUGCGCGCUUCUCAUGUUUCAAUGCCUUAUGGUGGUUUUUGGCUUCCUCCGGCGGAGACUGCAAGACUGGGAAUUAACCCAAUACAAUUACCAUCUGAUCAAAAUACCAUUCUACACAAUAAAACACAACGUGGAAUCCUCUGGUUGGUCUCUAAUUGUAAUUCAAACUCAAAAAGGGAAGUUGCCGUCGAAGCACUAUCAAAAUAUAUUAGUAUAAAAAUUGGUGGAAAAUGUGGAAAAACACCUGAGGAUCGGAAUUUUUGUCCUAGGAACAGAGAUUGUAGUUAUUUAUAUAAAAAUUAUUAUUUCUACAUUGCUAUGGAAAAUGAUAUUUGCAACAAUUAUGUUACUGAGAAAUUCUGGGAAAGAUACACUUUUCCUUCUGUGCCAAUUGUUUUGAAAGCUUCGACCUAUCAAGGUUUUAUUCCGGACAAUUCUUUCAUCGCAUUGGAUCAAUUUAAAACCCCGAAGCAAAUGGCUGAACAUUUAAAUUGGCUAAUGGAUAACCCUAUUCAGUAUCUGAAAUAUUUUGAAUGGCGUUCCAAGGGUUGGUCAAUUGCUUGGAAUCAUGAAGGAUUUAGAAUUGGGCCGUGUGCUCUCUGUGAACGGUUGCUACGACUUUCAAAUGGAAGCGAACCUUUUCCAAGCCCAAUUCCAAAUGCUGUAAAAUGGUUUGAAGAGAAUUCUAAUUGUGAAGGUGGAGAUUUUGCGGUGCAAUGGAGUCAACAAAAAUAG